AUGACAAGCAUCCUUUCGGAACGUCAAAGAGACGAACUACACAAAGCGAUUCUUGAUUACUUGAACGCUAGCGGCUUCUCAGAGUCCUUCUCAGCACUUAAAAAUGAGACACACAACGAUGAUUUUGUCCCAGAUCCUAAAAUGAAAUAUGCGGGCCUUUUGGAAAAAAAAUGGACUUCCGUCAUCCGAUUACAGAAAAAGAUCAUGGAGCUGGAGACCAAAACAUCACAGAUGCAAGAGGAACUCAAUAAUGCCCCUGUUCGGAAACAGACAAGUUCGGUCGACUGGAUUCCUCGUCCUCCGGAAAGACAUAGUUUAACCGGUCAUCGUAAUCCUAUCACGCGCGUCACUUUCCACCCCGUAUACCAGAUUCUCGCUUCGGCAUCCGAAGAUACCACCAUCAAAAUAUGGGAUUACGAAGCCGGCGAUUUCGAGCGGACACUUAAAGGACACACCAAAGCAGUACAAGAUUUGGCAUUUGAUCCCAAAGGAAAUUUUUUAGUGUCAUGUUCGGCCGAUCUUACCAUCAAAGUGUGGGAUGUCAAUAACGAUUACAAAUGCAUCAAAACGCUGUAUGGCCAUGAUCACAGUGUUUCUUCCGUUGAAUUCUUACCAUCAGGAGAUAAGAUUGUUUCUGCUUCACGUGACAAGACGAUUAAACUUUGGGAUUUCACAUCUGGAUAUUGUGUCAAGACAUAUUCGGGUCAUUUGGAAUGGGUGCGUUCCGUGGUUCCAAGCGAAGAUGGCAGAUUACUCGUAACGGCAUCCAAUGACCAAACAGCACGCCUUUGGGACACACAAACGGGUGAAGGAAAAAUGGAGUUCCGUGGACAUGACCACGUUGUAGAAUGUGCCAUCUUUGCUCCAAUUAAUGCGUAUCCAUAUAUUCAAGAAUUGAUUGGUGAUGAGAGCAAAUCAAAAGAUGAUUCAGUACCGGGACAUUACGUUAUUACGGGAUCAAGAGACAAGACAAUCAAAUUAUGGGACAGCAGCGGCCAAUUGCUUCAAACACUGAUUGGUCAUGACAAUUGGGUACGAGGAUUGGUGGUGCAUCCUAGUGGCAAAUACUUGCUAAGUGCAUCCGACGACAAGACGAUCAAGAUUUGGGACUUGAAAACCGGCCGUUGCAUGAAGACAUUGGAAGCUCACGCUCAUUUUGUUACUUGCAUAUCUUAUUGCCACAUCAGUCCUAUUGUUGCAACGGGAAGUGUAGAUCAAACUGUCAAGGUGUGGCAAUGUCGAUAA
This is a messenger RNA of Radiomyces spectabilis, 1245 nucleotides long. Its product is annotated as dynein regulator. Gene Ontology annotation, molecular function: protein binding. The transcript has 9 exons. The record is from RefSeq and is a predicted model, not a curated record. Bases 1 to 1245 code for a protein of 414 amino acids. NCBI's taxonomy places the organism in Eukaryota, Fungi, Mucoromycota, Mucoromycetes, Mucorales, Radiomycetaceae.